GCCGCGCGAGUGCACUUGCGUCCCACCGUUACCAUAGCGACUGGGCCUCCGGACCGCAGAUCUAGCUGCUUGCCAACAUCUUUGAGCUUCGGCAGCUCCGGAGGCCGGGGUAGGAAACUAUGUGAAAGAAUCUUCUGAUGUAAUAAUUUCUGUGUGUCACUGGAACAUUUGCUCAUCAUUCCUUUGGCAAGUCUAGUCUUCUAUGGAAGGUCAGUAGAAGCAGUUGAUUUAUUCACCUCUACAGGAAUCAGACUCAGCCUAUUUUGGGGACAUUUGGUAAUAUCUGGAGACAUUUCUGAUUGUCAUAACUUCUGAGGAAAGGUUUUCAGUGAAUUAUGCCUUUUCGGUGUGGGACCCAGCCAAGGAGUUUUCCAGUGGAAGGAGGAGAUUCUUCAGUUGGGCUGGAAUCUGGGCUGAGCUCCAGUGCUGCCUGUAAUGGGAAAGAGAUGUCACCAACCAGGCAACUCCGCAGAUGCCCCGGAAGUCAUUGCCUGACAAUAACUGAUGUUCCCAUCACUGUCUAUGCGACAAUGAGGAAGCCACCUGCACAGAGCAGCAAGGAGAUGCAUCCUAAGUAGCAUCGUUAAGUCUUUCGUAGAGGUUUGAGUAGGUCGAGGGAAAUGGGCCAGCAUCAUCGUACGAUCUGAUAAAUAAAGAAAUGUGGUGACACCUUUGGGCGAUGACAA
This is a messenger RNA of Suricata suricatta (meerkat), 686 nucleotides long. RefSeq names its product family with sequence similarity 229 member B (gene FAM229B). The record is from RefSeq and is a predicted model, not a curated record. Lineage: Eukaryota; Metazoa; Chordata; Mammalia; Carnivora; Herpestidae. The transcript has 5 exons. Bases 336 to 578 code for a protein of 80 amino acids.